UAAUAAUUACGGGACGAUGCCAAAUUGGGAUACGAGUUUGGUGACGGAUAUGAACGGAUCGGAUGGAACUGUGCUCAGAGGCUUUGGGGGUAAAAGUACAUUCAAUGGUGACAUUACGGAAUGGGACACGUCGCAAGUAACAGAUAUGCAAUACAUGUUUAAUAAUGCUUCUGCCUUCAACCACGACAUUUCCUCGUGGACUGGAACGGCAGCGACGACGGCGCAAACUGACAUGUUUUCCGGCGCAACUGCGUUUCAAGCGAAAUUUAAGUGCACCGACGCCGUCACUGGUCCUGCGUAUUCGUGCGAAGGUCCAUCGCCAAUCCCAGACGCGAGCUGGCAUACUUUUGUCACAGAAUGUUUGGAUGAAUCUACAGCGAUUAAGGUGACUGGAGAGUGUAUAGUCUGGGCUCGAUCGAAAGAGGUUUGGUACGGGACGAUGCCGAAUUGGGACACAAGUUUGGUGGAAGAUAUGAGUGGAUAUGAUGGAGGUUUUCAAGGCUUUGGUGGUAAAAGUACAUUCAACGGCGACAUUUCGAAGUGGAACACAGGAAAAGUGACAAAUAUGUUUUACAUGUUUUAUGUCGCUUCUGCGUUCAACCAAGACAUUGGGAGUUGGAACACAGCGCAAGUGACUGAUAUGGCAUAUAUGUUUAUAGUCGCUUCUGCGUUCAACCAAGACAUUGGGAGUUGGAACACAGAGAAAGUGACUACUAUGCAUGCUAUGUUUGCUGCCGCUUCUGCGUUCAACCACGACAUUGGGGAUUGGAAUACAGAGAAAGUGACUUCUAUGGGAUAUAUGUUUCAGUCCGCUCCUUCGUUCAACCAAGACAUUGGGAGUUGGAACACAGAGAAAGUGACUACUAUGUAUAUGAUGUUUUAUUCCGCUUCUGCCUUCAACCACGACAUUUCCUCGUGGACUGGAACGGCAGCGACGACGGCGCAAACUGACAUGUUUUCCGGCGCAACUGCGUUUCAAGCGAAAUUUAAGUGCACCGACGCCGUCACCGGUCCUGCGAAUUCGUGCGAAGGUCCCUCGCCAAUUCCAGACGCGAGCUGGCAUACUUUCGUCGCGGAAUGUUUGGCUGAAUCUACAGUGAUUGAGGUGACUGGAGAGUGUAUAGACUGGGCUCGAUCGAAAACCGUUUGGUACGGGACGAUGCCGAAUUGGGACGUGAGUUUGGUGACGGAUAUGAGUGGAUGGGACAAUGGUCCCCGAGGUUUUCAUGGUUUAUCUAGUUUCAACGCCGAUAUCUCGAAGUGGAACACGUCAGCACUAAUGGCUAUGAACGCUAUGUUUGAGGGUACCACGUCGUUCCAACAAGACAUCGGGGGUUGGAAGACGGAAAAAGUUACAAACAUGUGGGCGACAUUUAAAAAUUCUGCUUUCAACAGAAAUAUUUCGGGAUGGGACACGUCUGGAGUAACGGCUAUGAACGCUAUGUUUCGUGGUGCCACUGCAUUUAAUCACGACAUUUCCUCAUGGACUGGAACUGCCGCAACUACUCAGCAACCGUACAUGUUUGAAGGCGCGACUGCGUUUCAAGCGAAAUUCUCGUGCGACGACGCCGUCACUGGUCCUGCGAGAUCGUGUGUAUUGAAUCAAAGCUAG
Molecule: messenger RNA, 1612 nt
Organism: Bathycoccus prasinos
Lineage: Eukaryota; Viridiplantae; Chlorophyta; Mamiellophyceae; Mamiellales; Bathycoccaceae
Exons: 1
Source: RefSeq, a predicted model, not a curated record